AAUGAAAUCGUUGUAUGAUAUUAGUAUCUCGAACACUAUGUUGUAUCAUAUAAUUAAUUACAGAGCAACUAAAUAAAGAACGUAAUAUUUAAAACCAUCUCCUGGAAUUAGAUUUCCCUGGUAAUCAAACAUUAUGAUAUAGAUAUCUUCACAGAUUUCUUCAAAAAGGGUUAUUGUCGCAACUUGAUGAUCAAAAUAAAAUCUGUGAAUUAUAUAUUUUCCAUCAACUGAUAUAUCUUCGGUACUACUAAUUUUAUUAGCGUUGCCACCGACUUAUAGCGGAAAUCCAUACGAGCCACGCGGGACACGUCGGCCGAGAAACGACGUGUCGCCUCCCCAUUGGUGCCAGGAAGAGACAAAUCGCUACGAAGAACGUGUAACAAAGCCGGGGGGGGCUUCGCAGUUCCGACCGAAGCUCUGGACGAGGACGUUUGUCCCCUUUCCUUUUUUUCCUGUUUUUUAAGCUCUGCAUGAACAUGCUUAUCCAGUUCCAAAGGUUGGAUUUCUAGACGGAGUCAUGACGCCAGAUCUCAGUCCAACUUCAUUCCAGAGCGAUGGAGGCGAGCAUCAGCAGGGAGCCGAGGAUGGAGCGGAGAAAACGGAGAGCAAGACGUUCUUGAACAGUCUCCUCUCCACCAUCAUCCCGGAAAAGGAGCCGCCGGCGACAGCGGCGGGUGGAGCCGACGGUGGACACGACGGCGGCGCCGGCCAUGUGGGUCACGAGGAGGGCGGAGAAAAUGGGGGCGGCGGCGGCGGCGGGAUCAUCGGUCACUUGAUCUCGAGCCUCGUCUCUCCGGGGAGCCCCGGGGAGGGGCGGCCGUCGGGCAAGAGGAAAGCCGAAGUCUUGGGCGUCGAGGACGGCGGAAGAGGCGGCGAGGUCGACGGGGUUUCGAGGGCGAAGAGCGGCGGCGGCGGCGAAAGUGAAGCCGUCGGUGGUGGCGGUGGAGUGAUAAGCAGUCUCAUUUCCAGCUUCUUUCACUCAAGCGAGGAGGGAGGAGGAAGUGCUGCCGACGCCGCCGGAGGUGAUGAGGUAGAGAGGCAUCGGGCGGCCGAAGGAGGCGAGACGGCGGCGGCGACGUCGGAAACGGAGGAGGGCGGCGAGAGAGGCGGCGGCGGCGGUGGCGGCAUCAUCGAGAGCAUCGUUUCUCACCUGCCUCCGUCUCUUCCAGAGGAUGCAGCAGGUCCGACUACUGAUGAGGCCUCUAUUCUGAUUCAUUCCAUCGUUCGAGACUGAUGAGAAGCCAAUUUUUCAAAAUUUUCAUUUU
Syzygium oleosum is the source of this 1265-nucleotide messenger RNA. RefSeq names its product glycine-rich cell wall structural protein 1.8-like. Bases 518 to 1234 code for a protein of 238 amino acids. NCBI's taxonomy places the organism in Eukaryota, Viridiplantae, Streptophyta, Magnoliopsida, Myrtales, Myrtaceae. The record is from RefSeq and is a predicted model, not a curated record. The transcript has 2 exons.